Molecule: messenger RNA, 1378 nt
Organism: Macrosteles quadrilineatus (aster leafhopper)
Lineage: Eukaryota; Metazoa; Arthropoda; Insecta; Hemiptera; Cicadellidae
Product: endothelin-converting enzyme homolog
Exons: 12
Coding region: 11-1378 (455 amino acids)
Biological process (GO): protein processing
Cellular component (GO): plasma membrane
Molecular function (GO): metalloendopeptidase activity
Source: RefSeq, a predicted model, not a curated record
AGAACCUCCAAUGAUCACCACCUACCAGAAUCUUCAGGAACUGAUGGACAAUGCUAGAAACUCUACAAUUAGUUCUCUUAAGUUGGAUUGGGCAGAGUACCUCAAGGUGCUGACAAAGGGCAUGAAUGUAACCACAGACAUCAAAUCUGCUGUGGCAGUUCAAAGUCCAUCGUACUUUGAAGCCCUGUCUAGCAGAUUGUCUAGCUCUAGGCCAGAGACUAUACAGAGAUUUGUUUGGUGGAAAGUUGUUGAAUCUUUGUCACCUCACACAACUACCGCCAUGAGAAGGAUCAGGGACAACUUCAUGGAAGUCUUGUUUGGUCCUUCUAUCAGAUAUACAAGAGUUAAGAGAUGUGGAAAAAUCACAAAGUCUUUCUUCAACUAUGCGAUUAGUCAUGUUAUUGCUUCUCAAAACCGUUUGGAAGAAUCUACAAAGAAGGUCCAAGAUAUGUUGAGGGACAUAACUACAGCGUUCAGUGGUAUGGUGAGAGCUCUAGACUGGAUGGAUCACCGAACUAAAGCCGCAACUCUGGGCAAAGCCGCGGCCAUCAGAAAGUACGUUGGCUACCCUGAUUGGUUAAUGAACGUGACGGAACUGGAAAACCUUUACUCAAACUUGAACAUCACCAAGAGCAAGUUUCUCUGGAACAUGUUGUCCAUCAAGGCUAGUGAGGUGACGGAAGUUCUCAAUACGCUGGGAACAACUCCUCCCAACUCCACUGAGUUUAGAUGGGACAGUGAUCCUUUAGAAGUGAAUGCUUAUUACAGCAGAACAAUUAAUGCAAUAGCGAUUCCUGCCGGUAUUUUACAAAUUCCAUUUUACUUCUUGGGCAUAGAGGCCCUGAACUAUGGAGCGAUUGGAAGCAUUCUUGGACAUGAGCUAACCCACGGUUUUGAUAUUGAAGGGAAAGACUAUGACGAGACUGGGCAGAAAGCGUCCUGGUGGGACAGUAAAGUCUCGGACAUCUACAGUCAGAAGGCGGAGUGUUUUGUGGACCAGUACAGCAAGUUUUCCUUCCACAACUCUGAUCAGCUCAAGGUGAAUGGAACACUUACCCUGGCUGAAAACAUCGCUGACAACGGGGGAAUCCGCGAGGCUAUCCAAGGAUACAGACUGUACACGGCUCGUAAUGGACAAGAGCCUUACUUACCUGGACUUCAGCACUACUCUCAUGAGCAGCUGCUCUUCCUGGCUUUUGCUAAUGUGUGGUGUGAGGAGACGACGCCGCAGUUUGAGGCGAUGAGUCUUACGGAUUCUCAUAGCCCCAACAAGUUCCGAGUGCUCGGCAGUCUCUCUAACUCCCCCGAGUUCUCCAGUGUUUGGGGCUGUAAGACUGGAGCUCGCAUGAACCCGAGCCAUAAAUGUAUACUGUGGUGA